This is a messenger RNA of Eurytemora carolleeae, 386 nucleotides long. RefSeq lists its product as uncharacterized. Lineage: Eukaryota; Metazoa; Arthropoda; Copepoda; Calanoida; Temoridae. The record is from RefSeq and is a predicted model, not a curated record. The coding region runs from base 39 to 371 and encodes 110 amino acids. The transcript has 3 exons.
AUAUCCGCGAAAAUUUUGGCUGGCAUUAGUUUGCAAACAUGUUCUCUGCCAAGCUUACCCUUGUCCUUCUUCUGGCCUGUGUUGCCUUUUCUGAGGCAGCAAAAUUCAAGAAGCUGACAGGUGUAAAACCGGUUCCCUAUUGCAGUACAGUAGAAAUGCUGGCUUGUGUUGGAGAAAUAGAAACUGCUUGGGGAGACUGCUUUGACGCUGGAGACAUCUUUGGUUGUAUUGAGGAUAUUCUUGGUGCAUCUGACUGCCUGGCCUUAUUUGUGAUGUCCUGGGAUUCCUGGGAAUUGAUAUCUGCUAAAUGGACGGAAAACUUAAAAAAUUUAAAAAUAAAUUUUAGUGUAAAGAAUUAUUCAUUUUCUUGAUUUUAGUUUUGUUUU